UGACAGCGACUGGCCGGGGGACCACCGAUUCGCUGCUGGAGGAAUAUAGGAGGGGGAACAUGGAUCUAAAACGAGAGAGCAAUCUCAGCAGUAGAUGGGGGCUGCUUUAAACCACAUCUACCGCUACCAUAGCGGCGGGAUUUCGUUAAAGUCAGGAACCUUUGAUCCAAUCGACCGACCGCAUAAAACAGACCUCAUUGUUUCUGCAAAUUGGCCAGGUCUCCCGCAAACCAAGUGCCUCCGAAUAGCACUAUGGGCAGUAAGACCAUCCCGGCGCCAGUGCCUAUCCAUCCAUCGCUGCAGCUGGCCAACUAUGCUUUCCUGCAAGCUUCCAACGGCAUGCCGAGCCCUUCCGAGCAGCUGCACAACCUGUAUGGGUUCAGCACCCUGCACACCGUCCAUCUCCACCAGUGGACACUGGGUUACCCUCCAAUGCCACUACCCCGUUCCUCUUUCUCCAAAGUGCCUGCCGUUUCCGCUCUGGUGGACACGCGAUUCCAAUUGCCCGCAAUCCCGAUCUUCCCGCACGUGUUCCAGCCGAAACAGGAAUCCAGCAGCUUCCCCAACAAGACCAGACCCAGGUUUGACUUCGCGAAUUUGGCCAUCGCGGCCACCCAGGAGGAUCAGCCCAGUCUGGGUCAGUUGGAUGGACAGUGCUCUCCCUCGGUCAUUGGCUCCCUGCUGGAUGCCACCAAGUUAUCCCCGGAGAGGAAGCCCACCAGGGGCAGGCUGCCGGCCAAAACCAAAAAAGAAUUUGUCUGUAAAUUCUGCGGGAGGCACUUUACUAAAUCUUACAAUCUUCUCAUACACGAAAGGACCCAUACGGACGAACGACCCUACACGUGUGACAUUUGUCACAAGGCAUUUAGGAGGCAGGAUCAUCUCCGUGACCACAGGUACAUUCACUCCAAAGAGAAACCAUUCAAAUGUCAAGAAUGCGGUAAAGGAUUUUGCCAGUCCAGAACGUUAGCUGUUCACAAAACACUGCAUGUGCAGGUAAAAGAGCUGAAAACCUCUAAAAUAAAGUGCUGAGCAUAGUUAUCUGCAAACAUGUCUCAGAGAGGAACACUGAGGAAAUGCGGACAGACCUGUCAAAUUCGGACACAGCAUGGACUAUAUCCAAUCUGCUGCUGUUCUUUUCUGUUACUUGUAUUCCAAUACAGAUUAUCUGCGGCAUUCUGCUAUGGGAAGACCUGUUUCUAAAGUCUGAGCACACAAAAAAAAUCGUUUUGUUUCGUUAGAUGCCCCUUGAAUCGAAGGCGCUUGAACUGUGUGUCCCACCUCCGGCAGGAACUUGGGAGUUGGAAGGUGAUGAUGUGUCUUCUGUGUUUAACAGGGAUCUCCGCACAAAUGCUCGGCGUGUGGCAAAGUGUUUAAUCAGAGAAGCAACUUGAGAACUCAUCUCCUCACUCACACUGACAUAAAGCCUUACCACUGCCGUCAGUGUGCCAAGCUGUUCCGCAGGAACUGCGAUCUGAGGCGUCACAGACUCACUCACCUUCUCAGAACCAAGCCCGGAUUACCAAGGGCUGCAGUAUGUGCAGACAGACCUGAGUGGAGUUACCAGGCCUGGUCACCCCCGAGUUUAGAAUUGUAGGAUGGAGUAGUGACCUAAUCUCAGCCAGGAACCAAAGAAGGCGACACUAUUGGAGACGCUGUGAUGUUUGAAUGUACAAGGAACGCCUGACUGAGAGAGAGAGAGGAUUGAGGGACAGUGUGUCAUCUGGGAAUAGGAAACCACGGUUAAUGUGACGGUAGGAUACAAAGCGGAGACUCAAAACUUCAGGCCCUUGUGAUGAAAAUCUAACACCACCCAAAACACAAUUAGUGCAGCAACGUACUGUGGCUGGGUGGAAAACUGCAAUCCAAGGCUGCAGUAGCUUUGAACUGCAUUGUGUGAAUGACUGCAGUCAGCUGAGCUCAGUGUUAAAACCGUGGGCACACCUUCGUUAGAAAACAAAACAGAAACGAAAUCAGAACAAAGGAACACUCAACCAUACAAUGUAAGGACAGUCGAAGCGACAUUCCAAUCGGCGGGAUUUUUUUUAACACAAAUUGUUCUUUGUAAAUUUUUUUGGCACUUUACGCUGUUUAUUUUUUACUAUUUUCAUGUAUCACUGGAUUUCUAAUCUUUUGAAACGAAUAAAUUGCCAUUUUAAGGCA
Molecule: messenger RNA, 2163 nt
Organism: Chiloscyllium plagiosum (whitespotted bambooshark)
Lineage: Eukaryota; Metazoa; Chordata; Chondrichthyes; Orectolobiformes; Hemiscylliidae
Source: RefSeq, a predicted model, not a curated record